UCACAACGCCUGACGGGAACAUCGAUCGUGUCACCAAUCACAACGCCUGACGGAACAUCGUGUCACCAAUCACAACGCCUGACAGGAACAUCGUGUCACCAAUCACAACGCCUGACGGAGCAUCAUGCUGCUGUCCACUCUUCUUCUGUUCGCCGCCAUCAUAGCCGCGCAUGCGCAGUGGCAGUGGCCUGGCUGGACCCCACCGUGCCCUACAAGCUGCGACUGUUCGCAAGACGGCAUUGUGGACUGUAAGGAGCGCCAACUGGCGACCAUCCCGGCCGGGAUCGGCGAGGGCGUCCACCGCCUGAACACGGACAAGAUCCUGCUUCAAAACAACCAGAUCACUGCUGUCCACAGAGACACGUUCGAUGGCAUCCUGAACUUGAACGAGCUUCACCUGGAACACAACUUCAUCACCACCAUCGAGCGGGGCGCGUUCGGAGGGAUCAUCAACCUGGGAAAACUCUUCCUGAACGACAACCGCAUCGGGAGCCUCGUCCCAGGCACCUUCAGCGGCGUGGUGAACCUGAACUCCCUGUACCUGCAACAGAACGAGCUGCGGAGCUUCACCGUCGACUCUCUGGAGGGCGUGGUGAGUCUUGGGGAGCUGAACCUCGGCAGUAACCAGCUGUCAAAGGUCCCUUCGUGGGACGGCAAGAACCCCGCACACUCCUGGCUGCCCUGGCAGAGUCUCCGCGCCCUGCACCUCGACAACAACCCGCUUGAGGGCAUCAGCGACCACGCGCUGGGGCUGAACUUCGGGCUGGAGGAGCUGUACAUCCAAAACAUGCCGCGUCUGAGGACCGUCGGUCGGUUCGCCUUCCGCGGGCUUCCCGCCCUGACUGUCCUCCAUCUCCAUGGCAACCCUUACCUCUCCUCUCUCCCAGAAGACCUGUCCUUGCAGCUGACAGAGCUCCAUCAGCUCAGCUUGAGAAACAACUCCCUGAGCGCCCUGACGCCAAGCGUCCUCUCUGGGUUAGACACGCUGUCCUAUCUCGACGUCUCCCUGAAUCCCUGGCAGUGCGAUUGUGGCACGGUCUGGCUACAGACCUGGUCCCAGCCUACUGCCACUGGCCACGGCGGCUCUCUCAUUCACUCCGCCGAAACCACGUGUUCCUCUCCUUCUGGCGCCAACGGCCAGCUGCUGCAAGCUGUCAAUCUCGCUCAGUUCAGCCAAUCAGGGCAGUGCGGCCCGGCCCAGGCCCCACCCACCCUGCCGCCGGAUUACCAGGCCGCCUGCUCGAACGACGUGUGCCUCAACAACGGUACCUGUCUGACCGACGCCAAGGGGCCGUACUGUCUCUGCAAGGAGAACUUCUUCGGCGAGUACUGCGAGAAGUGCAACGGGACCACAACCUACAACCAGGGUUUCACCAACAUCGUCGGCAUCCAAAACACCGGGCUGCAGCUUGUGAUGAAGCCAGUAGAGGGCUCUGCUUGUCUUGCCCAGUCCUUCGUCGGCGGCAACGUCCAGACCUUCACGUCCGCGGCUGGUCCGCUGCCUAACCGGGUCCACGGAACGGAGGACACGCCGGUGUCUGGCUCGCCGUCUCUGUCCGGCCUUUGGGGAGGCUUUCAGUUUGUCUGUUUGCUGGCUGCAUCUGUGGUCAUCAUGGCCUGA
Messenger RNA from Branchiostoma floridae (Florida lancelet), 1621 nucleotides. Its product is annotated as reticulon-4 receptor-like 2. NCBI's taxonomy places the organism in Eukaryota, Metazoa, Chordata, Leptocardii, Amphioxiformes, Branchiostomatidae. The transcript is spliced from 4 exons. Gene Ontology annotation, cellular component: extracellular matrix. The record is from RefSeq and is a predicted model, not a curated record. The coding region runs from base 125 to 1621 and encodes 498 amino acids. Gene Ontology annotation, molecular function: protein binding.